Molecule: messenger RNA, 942 nt
Organism: Ictidomys tridecemlineatus (thirteen-lined ground squirrel)
Lineage: Eukaryota; Metazoa; Chordata; Mammalia; Rodentia; Sciuridae
Product: olfactory receptor 5M10
Biological process (GO): G protein-coupled receptor signaling pathway
Cellular component (GO): membrane
Molecular function (GO): G protein-coupled receptor activity; olfactory receptor activity
Source: RefSeq, a predicted model, not a curated record
AUGUCCUCCCCAAAUCACACUCUAGGCACUACAUUCACUCUCAUGGGACUGACAGAUGACCCAGUGCUGGAGAAGGUCCUGUUUGGGGUGUUUCUGGUGGUCUACCUACUCACGCUGGCAGGAAACCUGUGCAUGAUUGCACUGAUCAGCACCAGUCCCCACCUGCACACUCCCAUGUACUUCUUCCUUGGCCACCUCUCCUUUGUAGACAUCUGCUAUUCCUCCAACAUCACUCCCAACAUGCUGCAUGAUUUCCUCUCAGAGGACAAGACCAUUUCCUAUGCUGGGUGCUUCACUCAGUGUCUCCUCUUCAUUGCUCUGGUGAUCACUGAGUUUUACCUCCUUGCUUCAAUGGCUUAUGACCGCUAUGUGGCCAUCUGCAACCCUCUGCUCUACACAGUCAUCAUGUCAAAAAGAGUUUGCUGGGUGCUGGUGGUAACCCCCUAUCUCUACAGCGCCUCUCUGUCUCUGGUAACCACCAUAAAAAUAUUUAUCUCCUCCUUCUGUGGCAAUAAUAUUAUUAGUCAUUUCUAUUGUGACAGUCUUCCCUUGUUAACUUUGAUUUGCUCAAAUACACAAGAGAUUGAGUUAAUAAAAUUGAUCUUUUCAGCAUUUAAUCUGGUUUCAUCUGUUCUGAUAGUCCUUAUCUCCUACAUUCUGAUCCUCCUGGCCAUCCUCAGAAUGAACUCUGCAGAGGGCAGGAGUAAAGCCUUCUCCACCUGUGGGUCUCACCUGACAGUGGUGGUUGUAUUAUACGGGACUCUAUUCUUCAUGUACGUGCAGCCCAAAUCCAGUCACUCCUUUGAUACUGACAAGAUGGCCUCUUUAUUUUACACCCUGGUGAUACCCAUGCUGAAUCCCAUGAUUUAUAGUUUAAGAAAUAAAGAGGUGAAAGGUGCCAUACAGAGGAUUUGGAAAAAUCUGUGCAAAAUUUCUAUUUAA